Messenger RNA from Panicum hallii, 3174 nucleotides. Its product is annotated as wall-associated receptor kinase 2-like. Gene Ontology annotation, molecular function: protein serine/threonine kinase activity; ATP binding; calcium ion binding. Lineage: Eukaryota; Viridiplantae; Streptophyta; Magnoliopsida; Poales; Poaceae. The transcript is spliced from 3 exons. Gene Ontology annotation, biological process: cell surface receptor signaling pathway; protein phosphorylation. The record is from RefSeq and is a predicted model, not a curated record. Bases 795 to 3098 code for a protein of 767 amino acids. Gene Ontology annotation, cellular component: plasma membrane.
CUGGGAGGCUGGGGAGCAAGGGGCGUGGUUGUGCGUGGGCCGCGUGAGAUCCUGUUGAGCCCAUAAUGCGUGUUCGGCCUUUCGCGCAAGCGGUAAGGGCCCUUUCGCUAAUGGCUUGUACAGUGUAUAUCUUUCCUUUUAAAAAACGACAAUGUUUGGAAUUCAAGGAUUUGUGAGACCAAGGAUGCCUAUGGAUAGUUGAAUAUGACUGAUGGGAACAAUUCUGCUUCCAUGAGACUAGGAGACACAAUCAACAAGAGAGAACAAAGGGCACGAGCACGAGAAUGGUUGACUAUUCAUUUUGACACAUGUACAUCGUUGCGUAACCAAAUAAAUAAAUAAAAUGACGUAACUCCGUUUCAGUGUUUCCUCCUCCUCUUCUCCAAUCAUGCUAGCGUGAAGGAGAAAGGUAGGUCAAGGAAGCUCCAAAUUCUUCCAAGGUCAACUUUCUGUCCAAAACAACAACCUGAUCAACUUGACCACGAGCCGGGCCACGCAAGUGGGACGCAGAUGCAGCUCCCUUUUCCCAUUCUGGCGCCGAUCAGCACCCCAAAACCGCUGCGCUGCGCCGCGCCUUCCCCUCGCAACCGCGUCACCAGUCAGACCAAACCAUCCGAUUCGAGCCGGCUCGCUCGUCAAAAGAAGCUGAUCGAUGGAGGAAGGCGCGCGUGUGUACGCGCUUGCUUCUUCGCUUGGUCGUUGGGCCAUCAAGCGGCGCUGGCACCACAUAUAUCGGUAUAUCGGACCCGACUGUCCAAUGGGAGCGAAGAACGAGGCGACAACACACGUGGAAAAUGGCGAGCACCCUGCAGCUGCAGGCCAUCGCACUGGCCGUGCUGCUAUUGGCUCUGGCGCCGGCGAUACCGGCGUCGUCGGCUCAGCGGCAGCCACCGCCGGUGGGGUUGGCGCGGCCGGGAUGCCGCGACAGGUGCGGCAACAUCACCAUCCCGUAUCCAUUUGGCAUCGGCGCCGGGUGCUACCGCCACGACGUCCUCGGCGGCUUCCAGCUCCACUGCGACGACACCCGCUCCCCACCCCGACUCACCAUAUCCGACUACAGCCGCAUCCAGCUCGCCGGCCUGUCCCUCGCCGCCGGCGAGGCUCGGGCGUACCUCAACGCCACGCGCAAGUGCUACAACUCCACGGGUGGGCUCGUCGACCGGAGCCUGUCGUACAUGUCCCUCGGCACCAGCCCCUACCUCUUCUCCCCGGCCAAGAACCGCCUGGUGGCGACUGGCUGCCCCAGCCUCGGGUACUUCGUCGACAGCAGGGAGUACUUCGUCAGCGGCUGCACGUCCGUGUGCCGGCCGCCGCAGUACACCAUCCCGGGGCAGGGGUCCUGCACCGGCGUCGGGUGCUGCCAGAGCGACAUACCGCCCGGCGUCGACUACUUCCAGGCCAACACGCUGAGCUUGCAGCAGGCGCAGCUCGACCCGGCCUUCACCACCAACGUCGUCGUCACCAGGUGCCACUACGUGUUCCUGGUGGAGACGGCGUGGUUCAGCUACAGCGACCGCGGCUUCUUGAACCGGACCGACGACUUCGCCGUGCCCGUCGUGCUCGACUGGGCCGUCCGGAACGUCGGCAACUGCAGCGCCGCCAAGCGCAACGCCACGGACUACGCGUGCCGGAGCGCCAACAGCGACUGCUUCGACUCCAUCGGCAACGGCGCCGGCUAUCGAUGCAACUGCUGCAAGGGGUUCGAGGGAAACCCCUACCUCGACGGUGGAUGCACAGACAUCGACGAGUGCCGCCGGAAAGACAGAUAUCCAUGCUAUGGAGACUGCACGAAUACGCCGGGAAGCUACAUUUGCGAAUGCCCUCCGGGAACCAACGGCGAUGCCACCAGGCAGAAUGGCUGCCGGACCAAGGACAAGUUCACGCUAGCUCUCAAAGUGGUUACAGGUGUCAGCGUCGGAGUGUUCCUGUCAGUGUUCAUGUGCUUCUGGCUCUACCUGGGGCUGCAGAAGAGGAAGCUCAUCAGAACGAAGCAGAGGUUCUUCGAGCAGAACGGGGGUGUGAUCCUGCAGCAGCAGAUGCGCUCCUACAGUAGCGCCGGCGCCGGAGCAGGUGGGUUCAAGAUAUUCUCCAAGGAGGAGCUCGAGAAGGCGACCAACAACUUCGCCGCCGACCGUGUCCUCGGCCGCGGCGGGCACGGCGUCGUCUACAAGGGCGUGCUCGAGGACAAGACCGUGGUGGCCAUCAAGAAGUCCAAGAUGAUGGAGGAGGCCCAGACCAAGGAGUUCGCCAGGGAGAUGUUCAUCCUCUCCCAGAUCAACCACAGGAACGUCGUGAAGCUGCUUGGCUGCUGCCUCGAAGUGGAGGUGCCCAUGCUGGUCUACGAGUUCGUCUCCAACGGCACUCUCUACCAUUACAUCCACAACAAGGAUCUCAAGGCGGACAUAACCUUGGACACCCGUCUCCGGAUAGCGGCAGAGUCGGCCGAGGCGCUCGCGUACAUGCACUCCUCUGCUUCGCCGCCGAUCCUCCACGGAGACGUCAAGACGGCCAACAUUCUGCUUGACGACAAGCUCACCGCCAAAGUUUCAGAUUUCGGAGCAUCAAAACUGGCACCCACAGAUGAGGCCGAGAUUGCAACAUUGGUGCAGGGGACUUGCGGGUACCUGGACCCUGAAUAUCUUAUGACAUGCCAGCUAACAGACAAGAGCGACGUGUACAGCUUUGGGGUUGUCCUGCUGGAGCUUCUAACCAGGAAGAAGGCACUCUACUUUGAUGGGCCAGAGGAAGGCAGGAGCCUCGUGUCAUGCUUCAUGACGGCGAUGAAGGCUGGCCGGCAUGGAGAGCUUCUUGACAGCCAGGUGAGGAACGAGGUCAGAGCCGAGGUGCUUGAAGAAAUUGCUCACCUCGUGAUGCAAUGCCUGAGCAUGAGCGGGGAGGAACGGCCGACGAUGAAGGCGGCUGCUGAAAGGCUGGAGAGGCUGAGGAGAUACCAGCAGCACCCGUGGGCUCGGGCUGAUGCCAAUCCGGAGGAGAGGCAGACCUUGCUUCCCAUGGAACACAGGGAUCUUCCGAUAAUGUUCAGACAGCAGGAUGUCCUCGAUCUUGAAGAAGGCAGCACAUAUACUUAUAGUUUGUAGAUCAUAGUAUUUGUACCAUUCUUUUGGCAAAUCAAUUCAAGUAGGAUUCUUUCGGAUAUUAUAAUGAUUUUCGAAA